Corticium candelabrum is the source of this 1300-nucleotide messenger RNA. RefSeq names its product 2-phosphoxylose phosphatase 1-like. Gene Ontology annotation, molecular function: phosphatase activity. The coding region runs from base 35 to 1252 and encodes 405 amino acids. The record is from RefSeq and is a predicted model, not a curated record. Gene Ontology annotation, biological process: dephosphorylation. NCBI's taxonomy places the organism in Eukaryota, Metazoa, Porifera, Homoscleromorpha, Homosclerophorida, Plakinidae. The transcript is spliced from 2 exons.
CACGUCCCAUCACGCGACAGGUGACGUAUCCACAAUGACGUCAUCAACCGGAAACGAAUAUGAAGACUUAAAAUCGGUAUUGGCUUCACGUUGCCAUAGUCUUUCCACAAUGGAAAGAGAAAUAUUCAAUACAAACGAGAGUCGUUUUUCUGAGGUUAACUGUUACGAUUUCUUGAUGGUGCAAGUUGUCACUCGACAUGGCGACAGAGCACCAAUUCAUGACACACCUCUCACUCGAAUUAAAGAUUUUCUCUGUCCUAGAGGUCGUCAAAAAUAUUUUUCGUCUAAUUAUUAUGACAAAUGUGAUAACGGACAACUAACUUGGACCGGAUGCCGACAGUUUCACUUGCUUGGACGACAUCUUCUUCAAACAUACUUUGUCAACAUGGAAGGGUCCGAGAUAGAGGAGAAGAUGCGUCUGUUGACCACACGAACUCAAAGGACGGAAAUGUCAGGACUCUGUUUGACUGCUGGUCUGCUGGGUGGCAUGAGCAGCCACCAGGUCAUGAAUGUCAACAGUGGCCCAAUGUUCUACGACAAUCCAAUUUCGCAUACAGACUAUGUGAAGGUCUGUCCAUUUCGAGACAGACAGUGGGUUCAAAUACGAAAGCAGACUGAUUAUCAACGUGCCAAGAUAAAGUGGGAGUCGGCCGUCAACAAAGGAAAUACGUUUUUGUCAAGAGUUGGAAAUGAGAGUAUUUCCAAUAUUGCUCGAUUUUAUGAUGCCAUAGUGUGUCACUUUUGUCAUUUGUAUUCCAAUGGAAUUUCGACCAGCAUAACUCCUUGUAUCGACGACAUGUGUAUGUCACCUUCUCUUGCAAUGAAGCUUGUCAAAGCAACAGAUACAUUCAAUCACUAUUACAACAAUCAGAAUAUAUCAAUUAUCAACGCCCAACCACUUCUUGCUCAGAUCGUGUCUGAGAUGGAAAAGUGGGUGAAAGGAGCGGGCAGCAGGGUACUGAUUCAUUACUCUGGUCAUGACUCAACUGUGAAUGCACUACUUUCAGCACUAGACGUCGCCAUUAGGCAACGACCAUCAUAUGCAACUAGACUUGUGUUUGAACUUUGGCGAGCCAAAGAAGAAAGAAAACGUCGUAACUACAUGGUCAGAGUGCUGCUCAACGGUCAAUUACUAGAGUCAUCUGUUGUUGGCAAAGAGAUGGCGUUCAGAAAUUUUAGAGCUACUAUGUUAUCUGGGUAUUUGAGAGAUUCCAAAUCACAUAGAAAUGCUUGUUUACACGGCAUCUGGUAACUUCGACUUAUACACAAAAACUUACAUUGGAAGCUGCUAUGCAUAACU